CAUAUAAAGAGAUUGUGGUGGGAGGCAGAGAGAGGACUCACAGGCUGAGGCUGCGGAGCAUGGAGCUGCUGCUGGGAGCCGGGGCUCUGUCAUGCUGAGCAGGGCGAUAGCUGCAGCCUCUGCAAGUCUGAAACUUCAUUCUUGACCCAAGGGAGCUCCCAGGAUUGGUUAACAUGUCUGAUAAGAUGUCUAGUUUCCUUCACGUGGGGGACAUAGUGUCUCUCUAUGCUGAGGGGUCUGUGAAUGGAUUCAUCAGCACGUUGGGUCUGGUGGAUGACAGAUGUGUGGUGCAACCCGAAGCCGGUGAUCUGAAUAAUCCGCCCAAAAAGUUCCGAGAUUGCCUGUUCCGGCUGUGCCCUAUGAACAGAUAUUCUGCACAAAAACAAUUCUGGAAAGCUGCAAAGCCUGGUGCUAGUAACACAACGGAUACGGUCCUACUCAACAAAUUACAUCAUGCAGCCGACUUGGAGAAAAAGCAAAACGAGACCGAGAAUCGCAAGCUCUUGGGAACAGUUAUUCAGUAUGGAAAUGUUAUUCAGAUGCUGCACUUGAAAAGUAACAAGUACCUGACUGUGAACAAGCGUCUCCCUGCGCUGCUGGAGAAGAACGCCAUGCGUGUGACCUUGGAUGAAGCUGGAAAUGAAGGCUCCUGGUUCUAUAUCCAGCCGUUCUACAAGUUGCGCUCCAUCGGGGACAGUGUUGUGAUUGGCGAUAAAGUUGUCCUUAACCCAGUGAAUGCCGGCCAGCCAUUACACGCCAGCAGCCAGCAGCUGUCUGAUAAUCCCGGCUGCAAUGAGGUGAAUUCUGUGAACUGUAACACCAGCUGGAAGAUUGUUCUGUUCAUGAAAUGGAGCGACAAUAAGGAUGACAUCUUGAAAGGGGGUGACGUGGUGCGGCUUUUCCACGCUGAGCAGGAAAAAUUCUUGACCUGUGAUGACCAUAGGAAAAAACAGUACGUCUUCCUCAGGACCACCGGCCGGCAAUCUGCAACCUCCGCCACCAGCUCUAAGGCAUUAUGGGAAGUUGAGGUGGUGCAACAUGACCCGUGUAGAGGGGGUGCGGGAUACUGGAACAGCCUCUUCAGGUUCAAGCAUCUGGCAACUGGGCAUUACCUGGCAGCGGAGAUGGAUGCGGAGCAAGAUCCGGCCCGUGCCAGGCUAUGUAUUGAUUCGGAGAAGAUUAAGUGCACGCUGGUUUCUGUUCCCGAGGGAAAUGAUAUCUCCUCCAUCUUUGAGCUGGACCCAACCACUCUGCGCGGUGGAGAUAGCUUGGUACCACGAAACUCCUAUGUCAGACUGCGGCAUCUCUGUACCAACACUUGGGUGCACAGUACCAACAGUCCCAUAGACAAGGAUGAGGAAAAGCCCGUCAUGCUGAGGAUCGGUACAUCUCCCGUAAAGGAAGACAAGGAAGCGUUCGCAAUUGUCCCAGUGUCGCCGGCAGAGGUGCGAGAUUUGGACUUUGCGAAUGAUGCCAGUAAAGUGUUGUCGUCCAUUGCGGGCAAAUUGGAAAAGGGAACGAUUACACAGAAUGAGAGGAGAGCUGUAACAAAGCUGCUGGAGGAACUGGUGUAUUUUGUGACCGCUGGGGUGAAUUCAGGUCAGGACGUCCUAGAGGUUCUCGUAAACAAACCCAACCGGGAGCGCCAGAAACUGAUGCGGGAACAAAAUAUUCUGAAGCAGAUCUUUAAGCUCCUGCAGGCCCCAUUCACGGAUUGUGGGGAUGGCCCAAUGCUGCGGCUGGAAGAACUGGGAGAUCAGAGACAUGCGCCGUUUCGCCACAUAUGCCGGCUGUGUUACCGGGUACUCAGGCACUCUCAGCAGGACUACCGCAAAAAUCAGGAGUACAUUGCCAAACAGUUUGGCUUUAUGCAAAAGCAGAUUGGUUAUGAUGUUUUGGCAGAAGACACAAUCACUGCUCUGCUACACAAUAACCGCAAGCUGUUGGAGAAACACAUCACCGCUGCCGAGAUAGACACCUUUGUUAGCCUGGUGAGGAAGAACCGGGAGCCAAGGUUCCUGGACUACCUGUCUGAUCUUUGUGUCUCCAUGAAUAAAUCCAUCCCAGUAACUCAGGAACUGAUCUGCAAAGCUGUGCUGAAUCCGGCUAAUGCGGACAUCCUCAUUGAGACCAAGCUGGUGUUGUCUCGUUUUGAGUUUGAAGGGGUCGCAAGUGGCGAGAACCCACUGGAAAAUGGGGAGGAUGAGGAGGAAGUCUGGCUCUUCUGGAGGGAUAGCAAGAAGGAGACGCGUAGCAAGAGUGUAAGGGAGCUUGCCCAAGAUGCCAAAGAGGGGCAGAAGGAGGACCAGGAUGUUCUAAGUUAUUACAGGUACCAACUUAACCUCUUUGCUCGCAUGUGCCUGGACCGGCAGUAUUUAGCCAUUAAUGAGAUCUCUGGCCAGCUGGAUGUGGACCUCAUUCUGCGUUGUAUGUCCGAUGAGAACCUGCCGUUCGACCUGCGUGCGUCUUUUUGCCGAUUAAUGCUGCACAUGCACGUCGACCGUGACCCUCAGGAACAAGUCACGCCGGUGAAGUAUGCUCGUCUGUGGUCUGAAAUCCCAUCGGAGAUCGCGAUUGAGGACUAUGACAGCAGUGGGACUUCCAGGGAAGAUAUAAAGGAGAGGUUUGCUCUAACUAUGGAGUUUGUGGAGGAGUAUCUGCGGGAUGUAGUUGGACAGCGUUUUCCGUUCUCGGACAAGGAAAAGAACAAGCUGACUUUUGAGGUGGUGAACUUGGCUCGCAAUCUCAUUUACUUUGGGUUCUAUAACUUCAGUGACCUUCUCCGUCUGACCAAGAUCCUUCUGGCGAUACUUGACUGCGUUCAUCUGACAACCAGCUUCACACCUAACAAAAUGGGCAAAGGGGAUGAGAAGCAAGGGGGCAGUAAUGUGAUGCGCUCAAUACAUGGUGUUGGAGAGCUCAUGACGCAGGUGGUGUUGCGUGGUGGUGGUUUCCUCCCGCUGACCCCCAUGGCCGCUCCAGAAGGGGUCAUCAAACCUCAGCGGGAACCUGAGAAGGAGGACAUCCUUGUUAUGGACACGAAGUUGAAGAUCAUUGAAAUUUUACAGUUCAUUCUGAAUGUGCGUCUGGAUUACCGGAUAUCCUGUCUCCUCUGCAUUUUCAAGUGCGAGUUUGAUGAAAGCAAUGCUCAGGCUGCGGACGGCUCGGAAACUACGACCGUGGUGCCAGGCACCCUGGACUUUGAACACAUUGAGGAACAGGCGGAAGGGAUUUUCGGAGGAAGUGAGGAGAAUACGCCCCUAGACUUGGAUGACGAUGGGGGGCGCACGUUUCUCCGUGUCCUCCUGCACCUUACGAUGCAUGACUACCCUCCCCUAGUGUCGGGGGCCCUUCAUCUUCUAUUCAGGCAUUUCAGCCAGAGACAGGAGGUGCUGCAAGCCUUCAAGCAGGUUCAGCUUCUAGUAACCAGCCAGGAUGUGGACAACUACAAGCAGAUAAAGCAGGACCUGGACCAGCUGAGGUCCAUUGUGGAGAAGUCAGAGUUGUGGGUGUACAAGGGGUCUGGUCCUGAAGAGGCCUCGGAGCCCUCGGCGGGGAAUGCGGACAAAAAGGAGGAGGGAUCUGGGAAGCCGAAGAAACCGGAGAGUACGAGCAGCUACAACUACCGGGUGGUCAGAGAGAUACUCCUGCGGCUCAGCCGGCUCUGCGUGCAGGAAAACACCUCCGGACGCCGAAACCGCAAGCAGCAGCAGCGCCUGCUCCGCAACAUGGGAGCCCACAGCGUGGUGCUAGAACUGCUGCAAAUACCGUACGAAAAGACAGAGGACACACGUAUGCAGGAGAUCAUGCGCAUCGCUCACGAAUUCUUGCAGAACUUCUGUGCCGGCAACCAGCAGAACCAGGCUCUGCUCCAUAAGCACAUCAACCUGUUCCUGACUCCUGGGAUUCUGGAAGCUGUCACCAUGCAACACAUCUUCAUGAACAAUUUCCAGUUGUGCAGCGAGAUCAACGAGCGUGUGGUCCAGCACUUUGCCCACUGCAUAGAGACUCACGGGCGGAGCGUUCAGUACAUAAAGUUCCUGCAGACCAUUGUGAAGGCAGAGAGCAGGUUCAUUAAGAAGUGCCAGGAUAUAGUCAUGGCCGAGCUGGUGAACUCUGGCGAGGAUGUCCUGGUCUUCUACAAUGACCGGGCAUCGUUCCAGACGCUGGUGCAGAUGAUGCGUUCCGAGAGGGAGCGAAUGGAUGAGAACAGUCCUCUGAUGUACCACAUUCACUUGGUGGAGCUCCUGGCUGUGUGCACGGAAGGCAAAAACGUCUACACGGAGAUCAAGUGCAACUCUCUGCUCCCGCUGGACGACAUUGUGCGAGUGGUGACGCACGAGGACUGUAUCCCAGAGGUGAAGAUCGCGUACAUAAAUUUCCUCAACCACUGCUACGUGGAUACAGAAGUGGAGAUGAAGGAGAUCUACACCAGUAACCACAUGUGGAAGCUCUUUGAGAAUUUCCUGGUUGACAUCUGCAGGGUGUGCAACAGCACUAGUGACCGGAAGCACGCCGACCUGGUUCUUGAGCGGUAUGUCACGGAGACGGUGAUGAGCAUCGUUAAUACUUUUUUCAGCUCUCCGUUCUCUGACCAGAGCACAACACUGCAGGCGUCUAUGCUCGCCCAAAUGAAACAGACGCGGCAGCCGGUGUUUGUCCAGCUCCUGCAAGCGGUCUUCAGGGUCUAUCACUGCAGCUGGCUCCUACCUGCCCAGAAGGCCUCGGUGGAAAGCUGUAUCCGGGUGCUGUCAGAUGUGGCCAAGAGCCGUGCCAUAGCCAUCCCGGUGGACCUGGACAGUCAGGUGAACAACUUGUUUCUGAAGAGCCAUAACAUUGUACAGAAGACCGCCAUGAAUUGGCGAAUGUCCGUACGGAAUGCCGCCCGCCGUGACUCUGUGCUGACCGCAUCACGGGACUACCGCAAUAUAAUCGAGAGGCUGCAGGACAUAGUCUCAUCGUUGGAAGACCGGCUGCGCCCUCUUGUUCAGGCGGAACUUUCCGUGCUUGUGGAUGUUCUGCACCGCCCUGAGCUUCUAUUUCCCGAGAACACGGAUGCCCGGAAGAAGUGCGAGAGUGGUCAGUUCAUAUGCAAGUUAAUUCGACACACAAAACAUCUUCUAGAGGAAAAUGAAGAGAAGCUUUGUAUUAAAGUCCUGCAGACCUUGCGAGAGAUGAUGGCGAAAGAUAGAGGCUACGGAGACAAGCUUCUAGCCAUCGAUGCCCUGGAGACCCCUGAGGACUCUGUCCAGGCACAACCUCUGAGGCAGCUGGAGGAUGUCAAGCGGGGAGAAGCUCUGCGGGUUGUGUUGGUGAACCGUUACUACGGCACCAUCCGGCAAGGUGGAAGACGUGAGAGUCUGACCAGCUUUGGUAAUGGGUCAUUAUCUGGUAGCGGUGGAAAAUCUGGCGGUGGAGCUGGUGCUGGAUCCACGAACUUGAGCAGAGGAGAGAUGAGCUUGUCUGAUGUACAAUGCCACCUGGACAAGGAGGGGGCGUCUGACCUAGUAAUUGACCUGAUCAUGAACGCUACCAGUGACCGCGUGUUUCACGAGAGUAUCCUGCUGGCCAUAGCGUUACUGGAAGGAGGAAACACAACUAUCCAGCAUUCUUUCUUCUGCCGGCUGACUGAGGACAAAAAGUCGGAGAAGUUCUUCAAGGUUUUCUUUGAUCGGAUGAAAGUUGCACAGCAGGAAAUUAAAGCCACGGUUACAGUCAACACGAGCGACCUGGGGAGCAAGAAGCGAGACGAGGAGCAGUCUGAGAGGGAGACCCCACACCGGAAAACAGCCCGAGAGACCAGUGCCCAAAUUACCGAGGAGGCCAAAGAGCAGCUGCUGGAGGCAUCUGUUGCCACCAAGAAGGCUUUCGGCUCUUUCCGGCGCGAGGCGGACCCCGAUGACCACUUUGCCGCUGUUGACGGGGCACUGGCGACUUCGGAAAAAGGAAAGGAUGAGCUGGAAAUGAGCGCCGUCAUUACCAUCAUGCAGCCAAUCCUACGGUUCUUGCAGCUGCUCUGUGAGAACCACAACCGGGAUCUACAGAACUUCCUGCGCUGCCAGAACAAUAAGACGAAUUAUAACCUGGUCUGUGAGACGCUGCAAUUCCUGGACUGCAUCUGCGGCAGCACCACCGGUGGCCUGGGCCUGCUCGGACUCUACAUCAACGAGAAGAACGUCGCCCUCAUUAACCAGACGCUGGAGAGCUUGACGGAGUACUGCCAGGGGCCGUGCCAUGAGAACCAGAACUGCAUCGCAACGCACGAGUCCAACGGUAUCGACAUAAUCACUGCCCUGAUACUGAAUGACAUCAACCCCCUGGGACGGAAGAGGAUGGACUUGGUGUUAGAGCUGAAGAACAAUGCUUCAAAGCUCCUACUCGCCAUCAUGGAGAGCCGGCACGACAGCGAGAACGCAGAGCGAAUUCUGUAUAACAUGCGGCCGAAGGAGCUGGUGGAGGUGAUAAAGAAGGCUUAUCUCCAGGGCGAGGUGGAGUUUGAGGACGGGGAAUGUGAGGAUCACGCCGCCUCUCCACGCAACGUGGGACACAAUAUUUAUAUCCUCGCACAUCAGCUGGCGAGGCACAACAAGGAGCUCCAACAUAUGCUGAAACCAGGUGUCCAAACAGGCGACGGUGAUGAGGCCCUGGAGUUCUAUGCCAAGCACACAGCUCAGAUAGAGAUCGUGCGUCUUGACCGGACGAUGGAGCAGAUAGUCUUUCCUGUCCCUAGCAUCUGCGAGUUUCUUACGAAGGAGUCAAAGCUGCGAGUUUAUUACACGACUGAGCGGGAUGAACAAGGCAGCAAGAUUCACGACUUCUUCCAACGUUCUGAGGACCUAUUCAAUGAAAUGAACUGGCAGAAGAAGUUGCGAGCGCAGCAUGUCCUAUACUGGUGCUCUCGGAACAUGACCUUCUGGAGCAGUAUCUCCUUCAACUUGGCUGUGCUUAUGAAUCUUCUUGUUGCUUUUUUCUACCCCUUCAUUGGUGUACGAGGAGGAACACUGGAUGCUCGUCUCUCAGGCCUACUCUGGAGUGCCAUGUUGGUUUCUUUAGCCAUAGUCAUUGUCCUUCCCAAACCGCAUGGUAUCCGAGCUCUGAUCGCAUCUACCAUCUUGCGACUCAUCUUCUCCAUCGGCCUCCAGCCGACGUUGUUUCUUCUAGGGGCAUUUAAUGUGUGCAACAAGAUAAUCUUCCUAACCAGCUUUGUGGGCAACCGCGGCACCUUCACGCGGGGCUACGGUGCCAUGGUGCUUGACGUGGAGUUUCUCUACCACUUACUGUAUCUGCUUAUCUGUGCCAUGGGGGUGUUUGUACAUGAAUUCUUCUACAGUCUGUUGCUCUUUGACCUGGUGUACCGGGAGGAGACCCUGCUCAACGUGAUAAAGAGCGUAACGAGGAACGGCCGCUCCAUCAUUCUUACAGCUGUGCUGGCGCUGAUCCUGGUCUACCUGUUCUCCAUUGUGGGGUAUCUCUUCUUUAAGGAUGACUUCAUACUGGAAGUAGACAGGCUGCCCAAUGAGACAACCUUUCCGGAGACCGGCAGCUCUAUGACCAGAGAGCUGCUGUAUCCAGAAGUUUGUCGGCUGGAGUCUGGAAGUAACUGCACCCAGGAGGAGCCAUCGGAGAUUGCGGAAGUAGAGGAGGAGGAGAAGGAACACACGUGUGAGACCUUGCUUAUGUGCAUCGUGACUGUCCUGAGCCACGGGCUGAGGAGUGGUGGAGGCGUUGGGGACGUUCUACGGAAACCUUCCAAAGAGGAGCCUCUGUUUGCAGCACGGGUCAUCUAUGAUCUCUUGUUCUUCUUCAUGGUCAUCAUUAUUGUGCUGAACUUGAUUUUUGGAGUCAUCAUCGACACGUUUGCAGAUUUGAGAAGCGAGAAACAGAAGAAAGAGGAAGUGCUGAAGACCACGUGCUUCAUUUGUGGGCUGGAACGGGACAAAUUUGACAACAAAACUGUGACGUUUGAGGAGCACAUAAAGGAGGAACACAACAUGUGGCAUUACUUGUGUUUCAUCGUGCUGGUGAAAGUGAAAGAUUCCACGGAGUACACUGGACCGGAGAGCUAUGUGGCGGAAAUGAUUAAGGAGAAGAACCUUGACUGGUUUCCUAGGAUGAGAGCCAUGUCCCUUGUGAGCAGCGACUCUGAAGGUGAGCAGAACGAACUAAGGAACCUGCAGGAGAAGCUGGAGUCCACCAUGCGUCUGGUCACCUACUUGUCCAGCCAGUUGACUGAGCUAAAAGAUCAGAUGACCGAGCAACGGAAGCAGAAGCAAAGGAUCGGCCUUCUUGGACAGCCAGCUCAUCUAAACCUCAAUCCCCAGCAGCCAGCUUAGAUCCCCUUCCCGACUCCGGGCUCCACAAAUGCUGCUCUGUAUCUUGGCAGUAACUAUGGGUUGAAGUUGUACUUGUGACCUGAGCACACCACUCCACCCCCCCCCUUUCCACUACUGUUGUCCCAACCCCAGCCUUCAAACUGAUGGCAUCCAACAUUGGAGUCUUGUGCCAAAUGCUCCCAAAGCCAGGACGGAAUGGACUUUGCACUUGAGAAUAAAAAAACCCCCUGAAUUUAGAGGGAAAGAUAAUUUUAUACUUCCGACUUAAAGAAUUCUAUUUAUGAAACUUUUUUUGUUCUUUUUUGUUUUUUGUAAUUUAUGAUGAGUGUAUGGACCUUUUGUGUAAUUGUAUCGUACUUUUUUUUUUUGUGUGGGAUGUUGUCCCAUCUCAACGAUUGCCAGAGGUUCGAAUGCCUUUCUUUACCUGGGAGCACACACUGCAAGAUAGGUCUGUGUCCCGGGAGUGACCAAACCCAGCUGGACAAUACUUUUCCCUACCAUGAAAUCCUCGGUUUCCCUCAGACGUCUUGCUGCGCAUAUUUUGUGUGGGAUCUUGGACAAGCAAGCCGCUGAAAGAGGAUUUUGGCCGCGUCUCCCUCCUGCAGGCCCUGCUGCUGUGACACAUUCCACCUCUCCUGUUGGGUAGAUGGGAGCCGGCUCGGUUUAGAGCUAUCCCAAUUCCUGUUUUGUAAAUUCACUUUGUUUGAUACACGGACGCUGCUCCCUGAGUUUGUUAAUAUGUAAGUUUGAGAUUAAAACGAAUUGAUGCAGACAAACUAGUCUGAUUUCCUGAACGAUGGAA
This is a messenger RNA of Pseudophryne corroboree (corroboree frog), 9135 nucleotides long. It is a transcript of the gene ITPR1, whose product is annotated as inositol 1,4,5-trisphosphate receptor type 1. Gene Ontology annotation, cellular component: membrane; endoplasmic reticulum. Gene Ontology annotation, molecular function: inositol 1,4,5-trisphosphate-gated calcium channel activity; inositol 1,4,5 trisphosphate binding. Gene Ontology annotation, biological process: calcium ion transmembrane transport. NCBI's taxonomy places the organism in Eukaryota, Metazoa, Chordata, Amphibia, Anura, Myobatrachidae. The transcript has 61 exons. The record is from RefSeq and is a predicted model, not a curated record. The coding region runs from base 174 to 8333 and encodes 2719 amino acids.